Verticillium nonalfalfae is the source of this 1278-nucleotide messenger RNA. RefSeq lists its product as uncharacterized. The transcript is spliced from 2 exons. The record is from RefSeq and is a predicted model, not a curated record. Bases 1 to 1278 code for a protein of 425 amino acids. NCBI's taxonomy places the organism in Eukaryota, Fungi, Ascomycota, Sordariomycetes, Glomerellales, Plectosphaerellaceae.
AUGUCUCCUCGUCGUGUUCUCACUCUGCAACUGUGUGAGCCCAAUGACGUAUCUGGUCUAGAAACAGCUUACACCAGCUACACGAACGCAAUGUCAUUCUCCGACGACCGGCUUUGUCCCAUUUGCGCCAACCUCAACAUCGAGGGUCUUUUUGAUCCGACUCGUUUCAAAGGUCUACCGCCAGCUCCCUCGCCCGAGAGCGAGGCUGUCGGAUGGGACAAAUAUAUCCAACAUGCCGCAACCUGGAGACGUCUCACUCGAGAAGAAAUCGUCGCACAUUACCCGCCAGGCAUAGUCCCCAGCUGUCCCUUUUGCGAGAUUGUGGGUGGCAUUGGGCACUUACUCGCUGCUGGGCGCCCGCUGAACCCCAAUAGCCAUACCCCACGUGAGACGAAGAAGGUCCUGCUGGCUAUCCCAUCAGACCUUCUGUAUGAUAUAGCCACAAGCAGGAGGGAGCAAUAUGCCACGAAUGCCGCAGCAUCAGUCUUCCUACUCAUAAUGGACCAGGUCCAAUAUGAUGAGGCCAAGGCCAAGUCGUUUGGCAGCACAACUUUGUUUGUGCGGUUCGCCCAUCGAGACUUCCCAGGAUCCUUAGUAUCGCUGGUUGCGAAUCAGUCCCUCGACCUUCGACGCCCUCUUGACCUGCCCAUGCAGGGACGGCGUUUGCUGGAGGAAAAGAUUGACUACGAAUUUGUGCGUUCAUGGGUCCAGCUUUGCGAGGACCAGCACGAUAAUUGUCGCACGAGAGGAAACCUACAGCCUGUGCCGCGGCUGAAACUGAUAGAUUGUGAGGCAAGACGUAUCAUCAAACCGGAUCCGAACAGGAAAUACCCUUACGUGGCAUUGAGUUACGUGUGGGGAGGUGCUCCUCCAGAAAAGUACAAUUAUCCAAAUCUGCCAGAUGAAUUACCCCCCGUGAUCCUCGACACGAUGCGCGCUGUCGUCAAGCUUGGAUUUCGAUACGUAUGGAUCGACCGCUACUGUAUCUGGCAAGAUGACCAGAUCCACAAGAUGAGCCAGGUUGAAAGGAUGGACCAGAUAUACAGCGACGCAGAGCUCACCAUUGUCGCCGUCGGAGCCAAGGAUCCUAGCUACGGAUUGCCAGGUUUGACACUAAGCCGAACUCAACACAUUCCUAUAAAUAAGAGAAUAGGCGAGCGACAUCUGGUUGGCAAGUUCAGCCACCACUGGCAGCUGAACGAGGUGUCGAAAUCGAAGUGGGCUACUCGUGGCUGGACAUUUCAAGAGACUUGUCUGUCGAGAAGAAGGUUCACCUAA